Molecule: messenger RNA, 1234 nt
Organism: Adelges cooleyi (spruce gall adelgid)
Lineage: Eukaryota; Metazoa; Arthropoda; Insecta; Hemiptera; Adelgidae
Exons: 18
Coding region: 124-1107 (327 amino acids)
Source: RefSeq, a predicted model, not a curated record
UGAAGUUUUUGUUCGCUAAACACUAAAAGAGGUACACUGAAAUCGGCAAGUUCAAACGUGAAAUCCAUUCUAUUGAAAUUACUUAAACUUUUGCAUACGUGUAAAAAACAAAAAGUUCUAAAGAUGAAAUCUAUUAUUUUCCUAAUAUCGUUUUCUAAUUUUAUUGUAUCAUUUGUUGAUGGAGGUAACUCCUGUAAAUGUUAUCAAGCUCCGACAACAGUAGAAGGAAGUGAGGGCGUAGUUGAUGAAGGAGAUAAUAAUAGACUUGGUGGUGCUGAAAUUGUUGAAACCGAAACAUUCUUUGUACCUCAAAAUGUGCCGAACUAUGAUCAAGAGGAUUAUCGGAAGGAGGUUUCAAUCGCCAAUGCAUUCAUCGAGCUUGCGUAUAAUAAGAAUGAUUUAAUUGUAGGAGACAAUUCUGGAAUAAAUGGAUUGGAGCAUGUAAUAGAAAUAAUGGUUGAUGAUAUCAUUCAUUACGAUGAAUUCGGCAUAAUGAAUUUAAUGAUCGCUGUACCGGAUAAAACGGAUAUUCUCACUCAUAUACAUUACAGUGGGCACGAUGAUAAUAAAACGAGGUUAAAGAAUUAUCAGAAAGAUAUGGGACUUAAAAUAUCAACUGUAUUAGGACUUAGCGAUACUGAAAUUGAAGAAAUCAGAAGACUUGGCGAUUUUAAAAUUGAUGAAACCGAAAGACUUGGCGAUCUUGAAAUUGAUGAAACCGAAAGACUUGGUGGUUCUGAAAUUGUUGAAACCGAAAGACUUGGUGAUACUGAAAUUGAUGAAACCGAAAACAUAGAAACCAUUGCACAGACGAGAAGAGACUGUACUGGACCAGCUAUAAAAAAUAUAAUCCGACGUGUUUUAGAUGAACACGCACAAGUUGUACCGGAUGAUCCCGCUGUAGAACGGAUGUGUCGUUUGAUGGGAUUAUUCAGGAGUACACAAUUUCCAUCAUCGUUUACAACCAUGGUUAAGAUUGAUUUCAGUAAACGUACUUGUAUUUUAUUACAUGAACUAAAUAUGAUAAAAUACACAUAUAAUGCUGGCACAUGGGUGCAAGUAAAGCGAAACAAUGUAUUACAAGCACUUGUGGAGCAAUUAGAAUAAUUUAGACCAGGAAUCAAUGCCUAAUGUCUAAAUCAGCUCUGUUUACACUAAAUUAUGUUCAAUAUUGUUAAAAUAUAAUUAUUUAAAAAACUGUAAAAAUAAAAUUUCCAAUGGCUUUUGCUAACAA